Mastomys coucha (southern multimammate mouse) is the source of this 909-nucleotide messenger RNA. Its product is annotated as vomeronasal type-1 receptor 4-like. The record is from RefSeq and is a predicted model, not a curated record. Bases 1 to 909 code for a protein of 302 amino acids. Gene Ontology annotation, molecular function: pheromone receptor activity. Gene Ontology annotation, biological process: G protein-coupled receptor signaling pathway. The transcript has 2 exons. Lineage: Eukaryota; Metazoa; Chordata; Mammalia; Rodentia; Muridae. Gene Ontology annotation, cellular component: membrane.
AUGUUGUCUCAGAAUAAAACACUGAUAAGCUCGGAGGAAGUGGCUCUUCAGAUCUUUUUGCUUUGCCAGGUUUUGGUUGGGACCAUGGGCAACAUCCUUCUGUUUCUUCAUAAUUUUUCUUCAAUCUUGUUUGACUCUCAACUUAGGCCCAUCAAGGUCAUUUUAACCAACUUAGCUGCAGCUAAUGUCUUCAUUCUCCUCCUCUUGACAUUUCCAAAUCGUAUGGUAGUUUUUGUUCCAAGGAAGCCUCCAACUAACCUCACAUGUAAACUUGCAUAUUUCUUUUACAUGGUGGCUCGAAGCACAAACAUGUGCUCCACUUGUGCCCUGAGCACCUACCAGUUUGUCACUCUUGUUCCUUGUACCUGGGCUGGGGAUUUGUUUAGAAAAAUAUCCCCCAAAGUCAUGAGCUAUUCUUGUUACAGUUGUUGGCUGUUUGCUGUCUUAAAUAAUGCUUACAUCCCAAUGAAUGUCAGUGGUCCACCGAAAACAAACAAUGACACUGAUUCUAAAGGUAAGUGGGUCUGCUCGACCUCUGGUUCCAGUGUUGGCAUGAGCUUCUUGAGAUUUGCCCAGGACAUUAUAUUCAUCAGCACCAUGGUCUGGAUGAGUGUCUCCAUUGUUACACACCUGAACAGACACCACAAGAGAAUGCACUACAUACACAAUCCCAAUCAGGACCACAAAGUCUAUGCUGAGACUAGAGCAUCCUACACCAUCCUGAUGAUGGUGGUUACAUUUGUGAACUUUUAUUUUCUAGACUGCAUUUGUACUUUCUUUCAUAUUUCUUUUGUGAGCACUCGUCUCUGGUUGAGACAUGUCAAAGAAGUUUUGGCUGUAAGCUUCCCUACCAUUUCUCCUUUACUGUUGAUCUUUAGGGAUUCUAAGGGACAUUGUGGGAUCACCUAA